AUCCUACAUCCAGACAUCACAGCGCUAACUUACAUCUGGACACUUGUUACCAGUAAGCUUAUAUUUAGCAUAGUCAAACAAUGAUUUCAUCUUAUGGACCUGUCCAGCAAGCUCUACUCGGAACUUUGUUUACAUGGGGAUUGACUGCAGCUGGUGCUAGUCUUGUAUUUGUAUUCAAAUCUGGAAAACGAAAAGUUUUAGAUGGAAGCCUAGGAUUUGCUGCUGGGGUAAUGAUUGCGGCAUCAUACUGGUCAUUACUUGCUCCUGCAAUUGAAAUGGCAGUAUUAUCUGGUAAUUAUGGAAAAGAAGGCGAAUAUGCUUUUAUCCCUGUGGCGGUUGGAUUUGCUGCUGGUGCACUAUUUGUCUAUGCUGCGGAUAUUUUAAUGCCUUUCUUGGGCAAUCCAAUGGCUUCAAUAGCUGAAAAUCCAAAAAUAGAAGAUCUUCCGAUGUCUUAUGUUGAAGUAGAAUCUAAUGGUACUGACAAUAUGGAAAAGGAACCGAAAGAUAACAAACAGGGUACAACUCUGACACAAAGAAAAAAAUCUGAAGAGAACCAUACAAGCAAUGUUUCGAAAGAAACCCUAAUGUAUGAUACUGUGGAAACACAGAAGCAAGUUUCAUGGAAAAGAAUAUUAUUGUUAAUAAUAGCGAUAACUGUGCACAAUAUUCCAGAGGGACUUGCUGUUGGUGUAGGAUUUGGUGCUGUUGGAAAAUCUGCCUCUGCAACAUUUGAGAAUGCCAGAAAUCUUGCUAUAGGAAUAGGUAUUCAAAAUUUUCCUGAAGGACUUGCAGUCAGCUUGCCCUUACGUGGUGCUGGCAUGAGUGUUUGGAAAAGUUUUUGGUAUGGUCAAUUGAGCGGAAUGGUGGAACCAAUAGCAGGGGUUCUUGGUGCUUAUGCCGUAGUUGUAGCAGAACCUCUAUUACCCUAUGCACUAGCUUUUGCUGCGGGAGCGAUGAUAUACGUCGUAAAUGAUGAUAUUAUACCUGAAGCACAAACAGGUGGAAAUGGGAAGCUUGCAUCUUGGACAUCAAUUGUAGGUUUCAUUGUGAUGAUGUCACUAGAUGUUGGGCUUGGAUGAUGGGUCUGUCCGUGGUCACGAAGCUCAAGUCUAUCUAUCCAUUUUAGUGCAAUUUGUCACUAGGUCAUUUUGUUAGUGCAAUAUUCUUUCUAGAAGCAUCAUUAAUUAUGCUGGUCAUAGAAAUGUCACGGUGCAGAAUUAAAUAUAUAGGACCUACCUAGGUGGUUAUCAUGUAGAAGUCUUACGAAGCAAAAAAAACAACUUUGCAUUCUUAUUCAAAUCAUUUGUAGCUACAACUUCAUAUCUGCCAAAUAGUGCUUUUACAUUACACACUAACCCAAUGGAAAAGAAUUACUUGUUUGUAUUAAAAUAUAGCAAUUGAUUAUUGAUAUGUAUACAAGGUACAACAAUAUAUUUUUCUAAUGGG
Messenger RNA from Styela clava, 1446 nucleotides. Its product is annotated as zinc transporter ZIP11-like. Lineage: Eukaryota; Metazoa; Chordata; Ascidiacea; Stolidobranchia; Styelidae. Gene Ontology annotation, biological process: zinc ion transmembrane transport. The record is from RefSeq and is a predicted model, not a curated record. Gene Ontology annotation, cellular component: membrane. Gene Ontology annotation, molecular function: zinc ion transmembrane transporter activity.